Messenger RNA from Bombina bombina (fire-bellied toad), 1011 nucleotides. RefSeq lists its product as uncharacterized. Lineage: Eukaryota; Metazoa; Chordata; Amphibia; Anura; Bombinatoridae. The transcript has 7 exons. The record is from RefSeq and is a predicted model, not a curated record. Bases 103 to 756 code for a protein of 217 amino acids.
UUUUCUUUCAGUUUCAUUAUGAGACUGCAGCUAUUUGUGGAAGAAUUUGUUGCAUAGUCCUCUAAACCCCCAAAGAAGCAACUUGUCUCCAAGAGCUCAAUAAUGGUGUCUCAAAACGUGGGUAUCUUCUCAAGGGAUGGAGAGAGCUGCUACAGUUGGUUGGUCACAUACCUCUUGACAUUUCUAGCACUAGGGGACGUCCAUCCUGUUUACAUCACCAAUAACAACUACCAUAGUGUGAGAGAAAAUAUAUCAUUAUGCAACUUUGCCAUUUUGUAUCACACAAAGAGAAGAGGAAGAGUUAAUAUCACUGAUGUAACAGACUCUCUGUAUGAGGAUGAACUAAAUAUGUUAUCACGUUCACUAGGAAAAGAGAACGUUAUUGUGGUAAUCGAUGACUUGGAUGACAGCGGUUCUGUAGUGAAGGAGACGAUUCUGCAGAACCAGCCCAGCAUCAGGAGACUGACCCAGGACCUCUUCCUAUUCAGUGUGCAGGAUAAACAGUAUAUAAAUGUAGAUAACCAUGGAGUGAUGACUGAUAAGCUGAAUCCUAUAAAGCUGCUCAUCAAAAAAACAGCUGGCUGGGAAGAAACACACAUCGUUAUCCAAGGAUAUCAGGAGUCAAAGAUACGAGAGAAAUUAUGGGAGCCAAAGAUACAAGAGAAAUUAUGGUGUGGAUUAAACAGGAUUGUCGUUGCAUUAAUUCUCUUUUUUAUUGUUGUUAUGAUUUUAAUUAUAUUGAUGUGGAAAGUGUAAUUAUUUUGUGUCAUAUAUUACAGAUCCCUUUAGUAUAAAUCAGUAUUAUUCUUUCAUUAUCUCUCAAUAUCUGCUUUAUCCUCACUUUCUCUCUGUUGAUAUGUGAUAUUCUGCAGCUGUCUUUUUUCCUUAAUCUUGUCAUUUUUGUAUGUGAUGUUCCAGCCUUGUUAAUAUUAGCUUUAAAGGGAUAUUAAACACCACAGGAUAUUAAUGCAAACUGUUUAAUUCCAUUUAGUAAAACAACUUUGUAAUACA